GGAAGAACCCCCGACCCCCAAGCAUAGGGUCCUUCCCAAAAAAUGAAUUUGGAAUUAAAAUGAAACGGUGGCAUCUAUUGGGACGGCGUUUUGUGUUAGAUGCAAUGCACUGCAGAAUUCAUCCUUCUGCCGGCUUUAAUGAACAAAUCCGGCCUCGGUCAGACCACCGAAAGACAAUGAAUCUGUCUAUGUUUAAUGUAUCUCAAACGCCUUAUUGUUAGCCUACAAACCACGGCCUUUCCGUUCCAUCUCUAAAUUUCCUCCUCCCCUCUUUUCGCUGUCCAUGGAAGAGCGACUUUCUAGACACAGAAAUCGCGCAUGUACGAUACUACCUGGUACUAAAGUCCACUAAGGAAAUUUAUGCAGACUUGUAAUCAGUAAAGGGCAGAUCGGAUUGGUCUUGGACGUCCAGGGAUCGAAUCGAGAAGGGGGCUGCAGCAGCUUGGAUUUAUGCUAACUCCUUUCAAGCGUGCCUGUGAUGAAGACUUCUACAUCAGAGGCCCGAAAAAUUCUAGUAGAUUGGAGUUUUGUGGUUUUCUCCCUGUUUCUUCUUGUAUGGAGAUAUCAUGCCAUCCUCGCAAAAAGUCUCGGCACAAUGCCUCUUUACUGCAAGGAGAGUCAAACUUCAAGAGAGAUGCAAAAGAUCUCAUCAACAUGCUGCCAGAUGAAUGUCUUCUCGAGAUAUUUAGAUGGCUUCCAGGGCCUAAAGACCGCAGUGUUUGUGCUGGUGUUUCAAAACAUUGGCUUAUGCUUCAGAGCAGCUUUUCUAGGACCGAACUUAAAUAUAGAUCUCAACCAUUCCCAAAACCUUUUGGAGAAAGUCUAUCAGUCAAUUCAAACAAAAUUGCCAAACCAGGAGCUGCCAAUCUAGAUGAUGAGAGCAAUGAUGAUUGCAGUGGGGCUGCAGCUGAAGAGGAAGGGAUUAUAGAUGCUGAUAUUGAUAGAAAGGGAGUUACACAGAAAGGAAUGUCUAAGAAGCAGUCCGUACAGGCUACUGGGGAUCUCACUAGAUGCUUGGAGGGGAAGAAGGCUAAUGAUAUCAGACUUGCUGCGAUUGCUGUCUGCACAGGUGGUUGUGGAGGCUUGGGAAAAUUAUUGAUUCGUGGAGAUAUAUCAUGUCAAGGGGUUACUGAUGUGGGCCUUGCUGCUAUUGGUCUUGGCUGCCCAGGUCUGAGAGUUUUAAGUCUUUGGAAUUGCCCAUUCAUCAGUGAUAAGGGGCUGGCUGCCAUAGCAAAAGGUUGCAGGCUUUUGGAGAAACUUGAUCUUUUUCAAUGCCCAUGGAUUGGAGACAACGGUUUGGAAUCUGUUGCCUUGAACUGUCCCAACUUGUUGAACCUUAAUCUAGAAUCAUGUCCCUCGGUUGGGGAUAAGUCUUUGAAAGCAGUUGGACAGAACUGUGUCAAGCUUAAGUCCUUGAGAAUCAGUAACUGUUCUCUUGUUAGUGAUGAAGGGAUUAUAACGAUUCUUUCAAAAGCCAACAGCUUGAUGAAGGCAAAAUUUCAGGCUCUAAGAUUGACUGACAUUAGUCUUGCUGCACUUGGACACUAUGGCAAGUCUCUUACUGAUCUAUCACUUGAAAACCUUAAUAAUGUCACAGAGAAGGGCUUCUGGUCCCUGGGAAAUGCAAUGGGUCUGCAGAAACUGAAACAUUUUUCAGUGAGUGCUUGCCGAGGAUUGUCCGAUGCUAGCACGGAUGCUGUCGGACUAGGCUGCUUGAGUUUGAAGCAAUUUUCUAUCCGUAAAUGUGAAUCAAUAACUGAUAAAGGAUUGACAGCACUAUCUCAUUCUGUGAUGUCACUUGAAAAUCUGCGAAUAGAGGAGUGCAAUUUGAUCUCUUCCUUUGGUGUGAUGGAUGUGCUUUCUAACUGCAGUGGAAAAUUGAAAGUGCUAUCACUUAUCAAAUGUGAAGGAGUUAAAGACCAAGCACAAUUUUCAAGGCCCUUUCCUGUUUGUGAGUCCUUGAAAUCCCUCAAUAUUUGCCAUUGUCCAGGUGUUGGAAAUGGAUUUUUGGCGUUGUUGGGGAAUGCCUGCCCUCAAUUUGAAGAGCUUGAUCUUAGUGGCCUUUCUGGAAUAUCAGAUGAGGGUCUUCUUGCUCUCUUGCAAAGCAGUAAGAGAAGUUUGGUUAAAGUAAAUUUAAGCGGGUGUGUCCAGGUCACAGAUUGGGCAGUAUAUGCCAUAGCAAGCCUCUGUGGAGAAAACCUCCACACAUUAAAUCUGGAGGGUUGUAGGAAAGUAACAGAUCAAAGUUUGAAGGUUAUUGCUGAUCUCUGCCCGGCUUUAGAAGAUCUGGACUUGGCAAAGUGUGGGAUUACAGAUAAUGGUGUUGUUUCUUUAGUAUCUGCAAGACAACAGGCCAUACAGAUUCUCUCACUCUCAGGCUGUAUGCAGAUAACAGAUAAAUGCUUGCCUUUCAUAGAAAAGAUGAGCAAGACGUUGCUUGGUCUUAACUUGCAGCACUGCAAUGGAUUGAGUCAGACAGCACUUGAUACAGUGGGGGCACACUUAUGGCGGUGUGAUCUGCUUGUGUCAUAGAAAGAAGACUUGCUUCAUUAUCACACAUUUUUUAAGAUUGACUAUCACAAGUAUAUCAGCGUUACCAAACAAGUAAAUUUCAGAUGUAGGUUGGAACUAAUGCAUGAGAGUUUGUGGUUAUCGGAUGGGUAACUCAUGCAUUUUUGGGCCCAUGGUAGUGUUGCAGUGGGCUUUUAUGGUUUCUAAUUUUUCGAGAGUUAGCUCUUUUUGCAGGUGUUGUCUUUGAUGACCCUGUUGAUGCAGUCUUUGGUGGUCAAUUCCUUACUGUAAAACACUGGAGACUGGCUACUCUUCUGCAUGGUUUUUAGGUUCUGUGCAUGCUUUUCACUUUUCGGUUUUUUUGAGAUCUUUGGUUUACUUCGCUGGAAUUUUAUCUGGUGUUUGAACCGGGAUUAACAUUAGCCAAGUAGUGUGUGUAGGUUAGGCUGCAUGGUCUGUAAACACUAAACACAUUUCACCAGCUUCUGUGGCAAAUAGGUUUUGGCUUUGGCAUUCUGUACUGUUUGCCUUUCCAACUCUGAAGAGUUUUUCCAAGCCUAAGCAGCAACAGGCUGAGAACUGUGUUUAAUAGUAAAUGGAUUCAAGUUAAAGAA
This is a messenger RNA of Cryptomeria japonica (Japanese cedar), 3125 nucleotides long. Its product is annotated as EIN3-binding F-box protein 1. Gene Ontology annotation, cellular component: SCF ubiquitin ligase complex. The transcript is spliced from 2 exons. Gene Ontology annotation, biological process: SCF-dependent proteasomal ubiquitin-dependent protein catabolic process. NCBI's taxonomy places the organism in Eukaryota, Viridiplantae, Streptophyta, Pinopsida, Cupressales, Cupressaceae. Bases 451 to 2532 code for a protein of 693 amino acids. The record is from RefSeq and is a predicted model, not a curated record. Gene Ontology annotation, molecular function: protein binding.